This is a messenger RNA of Bubalus bubalis (water buffalo), 3209 nucleotides long. It is a transcript of the gene RFX4, whose product is annotated as regulatory factor X4. Gene Ontology annotation, biological process: regulation of transcription by RNA polymerase II. The record is from RefSeq and is a predicted model, not a curated record. Gene Ontology annotation, molecular function: RNA polymerase II cis-regulatory region sequence-specific DNA binding; DNA-binding transcription factor activity, RNA polymerase II-specific. The transcript is spliced from 18 exons. Lineage: Eukaryota; Metazoa; Chordata; Mammalia; Artiodactyla; Bovidae. Bases 932 to 2890 code for a protein of 652 amino acids.
CCAAAUACUCAGCAAGUGCGGGUCUAAGACAAUGGCCCCGUCGGAGGAGGCUGGGGAGCCGCCGGCGCGCGCCUCUGGGCCCUUGGGUUAGUCUGCCGCCGAGCGCCACAAAGCUGAGCCGCUCUCCCCGGAGCUCCGCGGCGCGGCCGAGCCCGGGGAGGGGGUGGGGGCCACAGGCGCGCGCGUGGGGCCCAGGACGCGCCGUCCGGCCGGUGCGCUAUUGGCAGUGAUAUUGUUCCCGGCUCGCGCAGAAGUCCCGCACCGCGCAAAGCCUCGCGGAUCCCGGGGUGGCCAGCCGUCCCCACGCGGACCGCCGCCGCGCCUACGUGUUGGUGGCCUGUGGGUCCAAUCCCGGCGGUCCUGACAGGCGAGCGUUGCUCAGUUACUCAAGGUGCCUGGAGAUUCGAGAACGAGAGGAGGGAAAGGAGGUCGAAUAUUAGGCCACAGAGAACUUGUGCAAAGUGGGCCGGGGCCAGGUUGGUCGCCUACGCAACAGAAGAAUUGUUUCUUGUUAAACGGGAUGGCGCCUUAGCGACGGGCACUGAUGAGCCCGACCUAGAGACGUCUGCCUCUACCCGCUUUCCACCUGGAACUCCAAAAUCCAGAGCCGCCAACGCACCCCUAGAGCCUGCUUUGAGGCCCCUGGACCACAACGGCGGGAAGGCACUCUGGUCUACAGGCUCCCGGCUCAAAACAAGGCCCGACCUGGCUCCGUGGGCCUGCAGAGAGCUGGAUUGAAAGAUGUCUCAACGAAAGUGAAAACAAGCGUUAUUCCAACCACACAUCUCUGGGGAAUGUUUCUAAUGAUGAAAAUGAGGAAAAAGAAAAUAACAGAGCAUCCAAGCCCCACUCCACUCCUGCUACUCUGCAAUGGCUGGAGGAGAACUACGAGAUUGCAGAAGGAGUGUGCAUCCCCCGCAGCGCCCUCUACAUGCAUUACCUGGAUUUUUGUGAGAAGAAUGACACCCAGCCUGUUAAUGCUGCCAGCUUUGGGAAGAUCAUAAGGCAGCAGUUUCCUCAGUUAACCACCAGGAGACUCGGGACCCGCGGACAGUCAAAGUACCAUUACUAUGGCAUUGCAGUGAAGGAAAGUUCCCAAUAUUAUGAUGUGAUGUAUUCCAAGAAAGGAGCCGCCUGGGUGAGCGAGACAGGCAAGAAAGAAGUGAGCAAGCAGACGGUGGCGUAUUCACCCCGGUCCAAACUUGGAACAUUGCUGCCAGAAUUUCCGAAUGUCAAAGAUCUAAAUCUACCGGCCAGUCUGCCAGAGGAAAAGGUUUCUACCUUUAUUAUGAUGUACAGAACACACUGUCAGAGAAUACUGGACACUGUAAUAAGAGCCAACUUUGAUGAGGUUCAAAGUUUCCUUCUGCACUUUUGGCAAGGAAUGCCGCCCCACAUGCUGCCUGUGCUGGGCUCCUCCACGGUGGUGAACAUCGUCGGCGUGUGCGACUCUAUCCUCUACAAGGCUAUCUCCGGAGUGCUGAUGCCCACCGUACUGCAGGCGCUACCUGACAGCUUGACUCAGGUGAUCCGGAAGUUUGCUAAGCAGCUGGAUGAGUGGCUAAAAGUGGCUCUCCAUGACCUCCCAGAAAAUUUGCGAAACAUCAAGUUUGAAUUGUCAAGAAGAUUUUCCCAAAUCCUGAGACGGCAAACAUCACUAAAUCACCUUUGCCAGGCAUCUCGAACAGUGAUCCACAGUGCAGACAUCACGUUCCAAAUGCUGGAAGACUGGAGGAAUGUGGACCUCAACAGCAUUACCAAGCAAACCCUUUACACCAUGGAGGACACUCGUGAUGAGCACCGGAAGCUCAUCAUCCAGUUGUAUCAGGAAUUUGACCACCUCCUGGAGGAGCAGUCUCCCAUCGAGUCCUACAUUGAGUGGCUGGACACCAUGGUGGACCGGUGUGUUGUGAAGGUGGCUGCCAAGAGACAAGGAUCCCUGAAGAAGGUGGCCCAGCAGUUUCUCUUGAUGUGGUCCUGUUUUGGCACAAGGGUGAUCCGGGACAUGACCUUGCACAGUGCCCCCAGCUUCGGGUCUUUUCAUCUAAUUCACUUGAUGUUUGAUGACUACGUGCUCUACCUGUUAGAAUCGCUGCACUGCCAGGAGCGGGCCAACGAGCUCAUGCGAGCCAUGAAGGGAGAAGGAAGCACGGCAGAAGUCCGAGAAGAGAUAAUCCUGACAGAGGCUGCCCCGCCAACCCCUUCCCCUGUGCCAUCGUUUUCUCCGGCAAAGUCUGCCGCGUCAGUGGAAGUGCCGCCCCCCUCCUCCCCUGUCAGCAACCCAUCGCCUGAGUACACUGGCCUCAGCACUACAGGAGCAAUGCAGUCGUACACGUGGUCUCUAACGUACACGGUGACAACAGCAGCAGGGUCCCCGGCUGAAAACUCUCAACAGCUGCCCUGUAUGCGGAGCACGCACGUGCCUUCCUCUUCGGUCACACACAGGAUACCAGUUUAUCCCCACAGAGAGGAGCACGGAUACACGGGAAGCUAUAACUAUGGGAGCUAUGGCAACCAGCAUCCUCCCCCGAUGCAGAGCCAGUACCCAGCUCUCCCGCAUGACACAGCCAUCUCAGGACCGCUCCACUACUCCCCGUACCACAGGAGCUCUGCGCAGUACCCUUUUAAUAGCCCCACUUCCCGGAUGGAACCUUGUCUGAUGAGCAGUACUCCCAGACUGCAUCCUACCCCAGUCACCCCCCGAUGGCCAGAGGUGCCCACAGCCAACACGUGCUACACAAGCCCGUCUGUGCAUUCCACGAGGUAUGGAAACUCUAGUGACAUGUACACACCCCUGACCACGCGCAGGAAUUCUGAGUACGAGCACAUGCAACACUUUCCUGGCUUUGCUUACAUCAAUGGAGAGGCCUCCACAGGAUGGGCUAAGUGACUGCUUUCAUAGGAAUCCAUAUUUAAUAUUAAUAAUAAUAAUAAUAAUAAUAAUAAUAAACCCAUCACCCACCCACCCCCAGAAGACUUUAUCUCUCUACAUUGUAACUCCUGGACUAUUCCUAGGCAUCCACUUUCCUAAUGAACAUGAGGCUGGGAUUCAGUGCCGGAUGAAUAAACUUUAGUUCUGAAACAGGGCUCACUAAGAGUCAGUGAGAUUGGGUUCCCGUAUCCAAGCCAGACUUGACUGUUUGUACAGAGCACUAUCUCGGGCAGGCCGACCCGUGACAUUUCCCUCUGUUCCAUGACUUCUCAACCAC